AUGAAAGAAACCUAAGACUUAAAAAGAUUAUAAAGGAAGAUACGGUUUUUAUUUGCAACUACACUUUCCUCUGAACAACACCAGUUGGAAUCCAAAGAGCAGAAUGAAUGGUUGCUUCUUGCUACCUUUUAUCUUGGGAAUUCCUCUCAUAUGGCCUUGCUUUACAGCAACAGAAAUCUCUCCAACGGAGGAAGUUGAGCACCCCGUGGGUUCUCACUUCCGAGUGAAGCGUGGUUGGAUGUGGAACCAGUUUUUUGUACCAGAGGAAAGGAACGAGACUAAUUAUCACAUUGGCCAGCUAAGAUCUGAUUUAGACAAUGGAAACAACUCUUUCCAGUACAAGCUUUUGGGAGCUGGAGCUGGAAGUAUUUUUGUCAUUGAUGAGAGAACAGGUGACAUAUAUGCCGUCCAGAAGCUUGAUAGAGAGGAACGAUCCCUCUACACUCUACGAGCCCAGGUAAUAGACAGCACUACCGGAAGGGCUGUGGAACCCGAGUCCGAGUUUGUCAUCAGAGUUUCGGAUAUCAAUGACAAUGAACCCAAAUUCCUAGAUGAACCUUAUGAGGCCAUUGUACCAGAGAUGUCUCCAGAAGGAACAUUAGUCAUCCAAGUGACAGCAAAUGAUGCUGAUGAUCCUUCAAGUGGCAAUAAUGCUCGUCUCCUGUACAGUUUACUACAAGGCCAACCAUAUUUCUCCAUUGAACCAACAACAGGAGUCAUAAGAAUAUCUACUAAAAUGGAUAGAGAACUGCAAGAUGAGUAUUGGGUCAUUAUUCAAGCCAAAGAUAUGAUUGGUCUGCCUGGAGCACUGUCUGGAACAACAAGUGUAUUAAUUAAACUUUCUGAUGUGAAUGACAAUAAACCUAUAUUUAAGGAUCGUUUAUACCGCUUCACUGUUUCUGAAUCGGCACCUGCUGGGACUUCAAUAGGAAAAAUCAUGGCAUAUGAUAAUGACAUUGGAGAGAAUGCAGAAAUGGAUUACAGCAUUGAAGAUGAUUCACAAACAUUUGACAUAAUUACUAAUAAUAAGACGCAAGAAGGAAUAGUUAUAUUAAAAAAGAGGGUGGAUUUUGAGCACCAGAACCAAUAUCGUUUUAGAGCAAAUGUUAAAAACCGCCACGUUGAUGAGCAGCUCAUGGAAUACCAUGUUGAAGCUUCCACCACUUUCAUUAGGGUCCAGGUGGGAGAUGAAGAUGAACCUCCUGUUUUCCUGGUCCCAUAUUACCUGUUUGAAAUCUUCGAAGAAAGCCCACAUGGAUCAUUUGUAGGCAUGGUGUCUGCCAUAGAUCCAGAUCAGAGGAAAUCACCCAUCAGGUAUUCUAUGACCAGAAGCAAAGUGUUCAGUAUUGAUGACAAUGGCACAAUCGUCACAACUAACCCUCUUGAUCGAGAGAUUAGUGCUUGGUACAACCUAAGUAUUACAGCCACAGAAAAAUACAAUGUGCAACAGACCUCUGCAGUUCCUGUGUAUGUGCAAGUUCUUAAUAUUAAUGAUCAUGCUCCUGAGUUCUCUGAAUACUAUGACACAUAUGUUUGUGAAAAUGCAGGCUCUGGUCAGGUAAUCCAGACCAUCAGUGCAGUGGACGGAGACGACGCCCCAGAAGAUCACCAUUUUUACUUUCAUCUCUCUGGGGAAGACACAAAGAACUCGAGUUUCAUAAUCGUAGAUAAUGAAGAUAACACAGCUGUAAUUUUGACUAAUAGAACUGGUUUUAGCCUUCAAGAAGAGCCUGUCUUCUAUAUAUCUGUCCUAAUUGCUGACAAUGGAAUCCCAUCACUUACAAGUACAAACACCCUUACCAUACACAUCUGUGACUGCGAUGACCAUGGCAGUACACAGGCCUGCAGGAAUAAGGACCUUAUGCUAGCCAUGGGAUUCAGAACAGAAGUCCUACUUGCUGUCUUGAUAAGCGUCAUGAUAAUAUUUGGGUUUAUUUUUUUGAUCCUGGGUCUGAAACAGCGAAGGAAGCAGACUCUGUUUCCGGAGAAAAGCGAAGAUUUCCGCGAGAACAUAUUCAGCUACGACGAUGAAGGUGGCGGCGAGGAAGACACCGAGGCCUUCGACAUCGCGGAGCUGAGGAGCAGCGCGGUCCUGCGGGAGCGCAAGGCGCGGGGAGCCACCGCCGAGAUCAGGAGCCUGUACCGCCAGUCUCUGCAGGUGGGCCCCGAUAGUGCCGUUUUCCGCAAGUUCAUUCUGGAAAAGCUCGAAGAAGCGAAUACUGAUCCUUGUGCUCCUCCUUUUGACUCCCUCCAGACCUACGCUUUUGAGGGAACAGGGUCCUCAGCUGGGUCCCUGAGCUCCUUAGGGUCCGCAGCCUCUGAUCAGGAUGAAAAUUACGAUUACCUUAACGAGUUGGGACCUCGCUUUAAAAGAUUAGCAUGCAUGUUUGGGUCUGCUAUGCAGUCCAAUAAUUAGGGCUUUGUUAUUAUUUAAAAUUUUUAAAAAUGCUAGUAUGUGCUUGGGCAAACUGGUAGUCUCCUAGUAAAGAGUUGUGUACUGCAGUUCUCGGGGCGGGCAGAAAAGUUCCAGCAUCUUCUGAUUUCCUUGGAGUAAAUGCCCUUGGUUAUUUCCAGCUACCCACAUGUUGUCCCCGAAUGCAGAUGUGGAGUGAUGCUAACAGUCAGCUCUCGUGUGCCUGUGCAGGCCAACUGUGGCAUGUAGCUGGAGUAUUCCUCUGGCAUUUUUUUCACUACCAUCCAAUACAAAGUUUUGAAUGUUUAAUGUGAGAAAGGCCCUGAACUAGAUCAACUUAAUAUUAUUUCAGUUAUCCUUUUUUUUUUAAUCUUACAAAAUGAGAGUAUAUUGUUUAUGUAUUUUAAGUUCCUGACUGUACAGAGAGAAACAAAUACCUAGUAGAAUCUGGGUGAUGAUAUAAAACUUUUAAAAAGUGCUUAUUUUUUAUGAAUAAACAACUUUCUGAGAUUCUAUGACUCACAGUAGUUUGAUAUUUUAAAAUCACUGUCAAGGCCAUACUUGAAAACUGAUUUCAAAUUUAGACAGACUCUUAGUGUAUAUUGAGUAAUCAAAGAUACAGUAUAGAUUGUAUUAUCUUUGAUAUUACAGAUUUAUAUAAAAAAGGGAGUAUGAAGAUAUAUCUGAGACAUUUAAUGUUAUUUUUAUAUGUAGCCAAAAUACAUCUUUACUAUGGCACAAUGCAAUAACUAAAUACAUGUCAAAAUUUACUCAACAUUAAAUUUGAACUUUAUGAUAAUUGUGGAAAGCAUGAAAAUUUUAAGUAAAUUUUUAUUGCCACUAAAAAUGGUAGCAGUAAAUGAAAGAAGUAUUUGACUCAAAGUUGAAUUAAUAUUCAUGCAAAAUAUUAUGAUCACCUGUACUGAUUCUCACCACGCAUAGAAUGAGACAUGAUAAAAUUCUUAGCAUUUCCUUUUUAUUAAGAGCUUAGACCAGAACUGAUUCUUCAGUGUCAUCUUUUUUAUUAUGGGAUAUAAAAUUAGGUGCAAUAGUUACUUUUAUUAUAACAUUAUGAAGGAAGUAUGCUAAGCUGCCGGACAUGAUAAAAUCCAUGGAAACAUCCAGAUAACAAGCUUUAUGAUAACGUCAGAUAAUCAGAUAAUAAACCCUUUAAUUUUAACCAGCAUUUUCAGAACCAUCCUUAUUAUUCUAUACAAAUCAAGAUGGAAUUCAGAAUUCAUAGGUGGAACAGAAAGAAAAUGGUGAAUGAUACAGUGUCCUCAAAGUUGUUCUGUAUGUUCAUUUCUUCUUAGCAGCAUGUGGAAAUGAGCUGAACCAAAUCGACCAUUUAUAUUUAGAGAAAAUAUUUUGAAUAAUGUUUAAAGAUAGGUGGGUUUGAAUAGCUACAGUACUGUUUUCCUCUGUACUUGGAAACACAAACACAAACCACACCAUGUAAUAGAAGCGAGGUUUUCCACCAAUAUCCAUUCAGGUACCAUUAUGUCAGUAACAUAGGUAUCAACACUUUAAAAAAGCCCAAGACUGGAAAUACGACAAUUUAGGAAAAUAUUAAAAGUGGAUGAGAAGUGAUAAGUCAUAGAAAAUCCUUAGGCAUUCAUAUCAUCAUUUACUUAGGAAAGAGUAUGAAUACUAAACAAAACAAAAUGUUCAAAGAGAAAAACUUGCAAGUAAAACAGAAAUGUGUGAGUUGAGAGAACAUUUCUAUUUCUAUCAUAUUAACAUAAAAAUUGAAAGAGUAUAAUUGGGGAUAUUUUCAGGGAUUAUUCCAUAAAGGAUUAUUCCCUGUAUUUAAAAGAUUGUACUAUAUGUAAUCUUGGUUGAAGAAUUGGAAAGUACAAAAAGCAGCAGAUGAAUCAGUCCAUGGAAAAUAGAUGAGAAAAACAGAAAUAGGGUUUUCUGAGGCUCAAGUAGGUCUUGUCAUGGGUGAAAGCCUUAUGAACAACCUAUCAAUUUGGAUGAACACUUUUAAAAAUGCACACGUUUGAGUCCAGUGGCACUAAGCAGGUGUGUUAAAAUAAAUUCGGCUUAGUUGAUGAUGAGAUUGUUAACUCGAGGUACAUAGGAAAAGAACAUAGAUGGUUGCAUAUCGAUUUGCUAGUCUUAAACAAUAUCAAAAAAUACUAUCUGAUUCUUGUACAGAAGUUGAAAUUUCCUAUAAAUUGUGUUCGGUCACAUUUCAAUCACACUUGACCUUUUUGCGGUCCCCUGGGUUUUGCAAGAACACAGCUGUAUUCUAACCUAAAGUCAUGGUAUUAAGAUCUCAUUUUCGUAAAUUUUCAUUAAGGCUAAAUCAGUGCAGAUAUUUAUGAAAAUAGCACAGCUUCGCACUAACACUUGCAGUGCUUAAAUAUUACCCUCCGUUAACUCACAGGUGUAUGUGUAAGUCUGGGAUUACUAAUGGUUGCAACAAGAAAAUAUUUAAAGGCCUUUAAGUAAUCAUAGGCGUUCACACCGCAUCCGUGCUUGAGCCUGCAGAUCCGAGUAUGACUCAGUGCGCUUUUGUUCAAGUAACUGUGUGAACUCUGUCGAACUGUCUGCUCUUGGCCCGGCUUGUUUGUCAUCUGUAAAAUAAGGCCCCGUUCAGCUAUUGCACACGGUUGUUGGGACAGACGAGCAGUCCCUGACCCACGGAAGAACUGUGUUGUUGUGGGAGCCGAUGCGAUGCGGCUGGACCUCGCCGACCCCUUCCCUUCCAGGACUGAGUGCUCUGUGCGGCUUCACAGCGUGUUUGUGAUCUGAGUCCACUUGCUCACGCCACCUGGAAGCCGGGUGUUCCUCUGUCCCUGCUCAUGUCUUCCGGUCUCCUGUUCUAGGCCCGCAACACUGGCCCCCGGACGUUUCGCUUUUGCAUUGCCUCGCUUCAUUCAGGUCUGUGAUGGACUGUGAUUUCCUUAGAAAGGCCUCCUGGCCAUCGUCUUCCAUCGUCUUCCACGGUGGCCCUCGCUCCUCCUUGCUUUUAUUCAAAUCACUUAGCCACCUGGUAUUACAAUAUAUACCUACUUUUUUUUUUUUUUAACUUGUUAUGUCUUUAUCACUUAUUAGAAUGUAAGCCGUAAUGGGCAAGGAGUCCUCUGUCUUGUUCAUUUGUUCUUGUCUGAAAUUGUUUGUAGCACAUAGUAAGUGGACCAAUAAAUAUUCCUGAAUACAACAAUGAA
Messenger RNA from Mustela erminea (ermine), 5589 nucleotides. RefSeq names its product cadherin 19 (gene CDH19). Bases 104 to 2416 code for a protein of 770 amino acids. Gene Ontology annotation, cellular component: adherens junction; plasma membrane; catenin complex. Gene Ontology annotation, biological process: cell-cell junction assembly; homophilic cell-cell adhesion; multicellular organism development. Gene Ontology annotation, molecular function: calcium ion binding; cadherin binding. The transcript has 11 exons. Lineage: Eukaryota; Metazoa; Chordata; Mammalia; Carnivora; Mustelidae. The record is from RefSeq and is a predicted model, not a curated record.